AUGAGAAAUAUACAAAUAAGAUAUAUAACAAUUUGGAGAAUAAAUAAACCUAAAGAUAAAUAUGAUAGAAUAAUAAAUGAAAAAUUAUAUCCAAGAAAUGAAAAUAAUAUAACAAAAUUAUGGAAUGGAAUAAAAAAGAAUAUAUUAAUAGAUUCUAAAAAUCCAGAUGAAGAAACGGAAAAAUAUUUCCAAUUCUCUGUACAAAAAUUAAUGGAAUCUCCAGGAAGAUUCACUUUCCGUAAAUUCUACAAUUAUUUACAAGAAUUAUGUAUGGAAUUGAAAUUAAUUGGUAAAAAUACACUUCCUGAAGAACAAAUUACUGGAACAUUUUUACAAUUAAAAAAUCAAUAUAAUAUGAUGUCAUAUUUAACUGAUGAAGAAUUUGAAUCGGAUAAUCAUAAAAUAUUCACAUUUGAAACUAAAAAAUUAAUUUCCAAUUCAUUAAAUGUAGAUAUUAAAGAUGUUGAUGAUAUGUUAUUACAUCAUGAAACUUGUAAAAUUGAUAGGACAUGGUAUUUUAGAAGAUUAAUUUUAGGACGUAAAUUACCAACAAAUUUUAAAGAACGUGAUUACAUAUCAUAUCAACGUCCAUCAAGUAAUAAUACAACUAAUAAUAUUAAUAAUACAACAUUUGUUGAUAAAAAUUUUAGUGAGAUUAUCAUAUCAAGUAUAUCCUGA
Messenger RNA from Theileria annulata, 678 nucleotides. RefSeq lists its product as uncharacterized. NCBI's taxonomy places the organism in Eukaryota, Apicomplexa, Aconoidasida, Piroplasmida, Theileriidae. The record is from RefSeq and is a predicted model, not a curated record. The transcript is spliced from 5 exons. Bases 1 to 678 code for a protein of 225 amino acids.